Messenger RNA from Entamoeba dispar SAW760, 3321 nucleotides. RefSeq names its product DNA-directed RNA polymerase I subunit RPA2, putative. The transcript has a single exon. Gene Ontology annotation, cellular component: RNA polymerase I complex; nucleus. The coding region runs from base 1 to 3321 and encodes 1106 amino acids. The record is from RefSeq and is a predicted model, not a curated record. Gene Ontology annotation, biological process: DNA-templated transcription. NCBI's taxonomy places the organism in Eukaryota, Evosea, Mastigamoebida, Endamoebidae. Gene Ontology annotation, molecular function: ribonucleoside binding; DNA-directed RNA polymerase activity; DNA binding.
AUGUUAAAUCCAAACAAACCAUCUAACGAACUUAAAGAAUUAACAAGAGCACAUACAGAAAGUUUUAAUUAUUUUCUUGAAAAAGGAAAAGAAGAUAUAUUAAAAUAUAUGAAAAAAUAUAAAAUUAUUAAAAAGGAUUCAACAGAAUUAAUGGAACUUUCAUGUACAGGUAUUUCAAUAGAAAAACCAAGAUAUAAUGGAUUACCAUUAUUUCCAUAUAUGUGUAGAAGUGCAGCAUUAACAUAUUCAGGAAAAAUUAGAUUAACAAUAACAAUAAAAGAAAAUGAAACGAGUAAAACAAUUGAAGUUGAUGGAGGAGAAAUUCCAAUUAUGGUAGGAACAAGUAAAUGUUGGAUUGGAAGUGAAUAUAUAACACCAGAAGAACGUAUUAAUAUAAGAGAAGAUCCACAUGAAAUAGGAGGAUAUUUUAUUAUUAAUGGAAUAGAAAGAUAUUUAAGAAUGAUUGUUUAUGCUAAAGCAAAUCAUCCAUUAGCAGUAAUAAGACCAAGUUGGACAAAUAAAGGAGCUCAUUUUACAAAAUAUGGAAUAAUUAUUAGAUGUAUGAGAGAAGAUAUUACGACAUUAACAAAUACAUUACAUUUUUUAGAUAAUGGAAAAGUAACACUUAGAUUUAUAUUUAAAAAACAAGAAUUUUUUAUUCCAGUUGUUUUAUUAUUAAGAGUAUAUGGAGGAAUGUCAGAUAGAGAAAUAUUUGAAUUAAUUACAAUGAAUAAUUAUGAAAAUUCUAAUUUAGUUAAUGCAGCAGAAAUGCUUGUUAGAAGAGAAAAUGGAAGUCCAUUAAAUGGAUUAAAUACACCCGAACAAGUAUUAUCAUAUAUUGGAAGUAAAUUUAGACUUAUUAUGGAUAGUACUGAAGGAGUAAAUGAUAUAGAAUUAGGAAAAAGAGUUUUAGAAGAAUUUUGUUUAGUUCAUCUUUCAUCAUAUUCAGAAAAAUCAGAUUUACUUAUUUUUAUGUUACAAAAAUUAUUUGCAUUAGUUCAUGGAGAAAUUGAUGAAGAAGGAGUUGAUACACCAAUGAGUCAAGGAGUUUUACUUCCAGGACAUUUAUAUCAAACAGUAAUAAAAGAAGAAAUUCAAAAUAUAUUAUCAAAAGCAAGGUUAUUUAUUCUUAAAGAUUUAAAAGAUGUUAAAAAAGGAAGUAAAAUAACAGAAAGAGUAUAUCUUCAAAGAAUUCUUAGUAAUGUAGCUAAAUCAUUUGGUACAAGAAUAAAAAGUUUUAUUUCUACAGGAAAUUUUGAAACAAGUUCUACUACAGAUCUUCAACAAACAAAUGGAUUUUCAAUUACAGCAGAACGUUUAAAUCAUUCUCGUUUUACUAGUCAUUUUGUUUCAGUUCAUAGAGGAGCAUUUUAUACAACUAUGAAAACUACAUCAAUUAGAAAAUUAGUUCCAGAAGCAUGGGGAUUUAUGUGUCCAGUACAUACUCCUGAUGGAGCACCAUGUGGAUUAUUAAAUCAUUUUGCAGUUUCAUGUAGAAUUAAUGCAAGAAAACAUCCAUUACCAGAACAAAAAAUUAUUGAUUUAUGUACUGAACUUGGAAUGGUAUCAACACAAUUUAUGAAAUUACCAUCAAUUUAUAUUCCAGUUUUAUUAAAUGGAAAAGUUAUUGGAAAAGUUUCACCACAUGAAAUUAAUUCAUUUGUUCAACAAUUAAGAUAUGAAAGAGCUAUUUAUAAUCCUAAAAUUCCAAAUACAUUAGAAAUUGGAUAUUGUGAUGGAUAUCUUCAAGAUGGAUAUCAUGCAUUAUAUUUAAAUAAUUUACCAGGACAAAUGAUUAGACCAGUUAUUCAUAGAGCAACAGGAAAUAUAGUUAAUAUUGGACCAUAUGAACAAGUUUUCUUAGAUAUUAAAUGUGGAGAUUCUAUAGAAGGAAUGAAUAAUGCAGAAUAUGAAGAAAUUUCAGCAUUAAAUUCAUUAUCAUUAUUAGCUACAUUAACACCAUUUUGUCAUAUGAAUCAAUCACCUAGAAAUAUGUAUCAAUGUCAAAUGGCAAAACAAACUAUGGGUAUUCCAGCACUUUCUAAUAAAUAUAGAUCAGAUACUAAAUUAUUAUGGUUACAUUAUCCACAAAGAUCAAUUUGUCAAUGUGCAUUAAUGGAACCAUUUGGAUUUAAUGAAUAUCCAACUGGAGCUAAUGCAAUUGUUGCAGUUAUUUCAUAUACAGGUUAUGAUAUGGAAGAUGCAUUAAUUAUUAAAAAAUCAGCUAUUGAAAGAGGAUUUGGUCAUGGAAGUCAAUAUAAAGCAUAUAAAGUAGAUUUUGAAAAAGAAGGAGAAAAGAAUGAAAUGUUUUCAGGAAUAACAAGUUCAGGAGAAAUUUUUGAUGAACAUUUAGAUGAUGAUGGAUUACCAAGACCAGGUGAAAUUUUUGAAAAUUCACCUAUUUAUUCUCAUAUUGAUAAAAUUACAGGAAAAAUUAAAGGUAAAGUAUUAAUGGGAGAACGUGGAUAUAUUGAAAGUGUUAGAAUUGUUGGAGGGGAUAAUAUUGAUUCUGGAUUACAAAAGGCAGUUGUUCGUGUUAGAUAUAAUAGAACACCUGUUAUUGGAGAUAAAUUCUCUUCAAGGCAUGGACAAAAAGGUACUUUAUCACUUCAUUAUCAAGAAAAAGAUAUGCCAUUUACUGAAAGUGGAAUGACACCAGAUAUUAUUAUUAAUCCACAUGCUUUCCCAUCUCGUAUGACAAUUGCUAUGUUAGUUGAAAGUAUGGCAAGUAAAGUAGGUGCAUUAAAAGGAGAAUAUCAAGAUGCUACUCCUUUUAAAUUUGAUGAAGAAAAUACUGCUGUUGAUUAUUUUGGAAAACAAUUAUUAAAAUAUGGAUAUAAUUAUUAUGGAAGUGAACCUUUAUAUUCUGGAAUUUAUGGCAAUGAAUUACAAUCAGAUAUUUAUAUUGGUGUUGUUUAUUAUCAACGAUUAGUUCAUCAAGUUAAAGAUAAAUAUCAAGUUAGAAGUACUGGUCCUAUUAGUAUUGUUACUCAUCAACCAAUUAAAGGAAGAAAAAGAGGUGGUGGAAUUAGAUUCGGUGAAAUGGAAAGAGAUUCUUUAGUUGCUCAUGGUACAUCUAUGUUAGUUCAUGAUAGAUUGUUUGAGUGUUCUGAUAAAUGUUAUCAUUAUGUUUGUACAAAAUGUGGUAGUAUUUGUACUAUUAAACGUUCUAAAGAAUAUGAUAAAAUGAUUUGUCAAAGUUGUGGUCCAACUUCUAUUGUUAAAAAGAUUCAAAUCCCUUAUGUAUUCCGAUAUUUGGCUGCAGAAUUAAGUGCAAUGAAUGUGAGAUUAAAUUUAAAAGUUGAUAGAAACAGUUUUUAA